Molecule: messenger RNA, 1589 nt
Organism: Caenorhabditis auriculariae
Lineage: Eukaryota; Metazoa; Nematoda; Chromadorea; Rhabditida; Rhabditidae
Source: the annotation of a GenBank genome assembly
AUGGUGAAUCGGUGGCCAAGCGGGCAUAUGUUGGGAGUGGCCGCCGUGACGUCACUCGCCGGCUCUUUUCAUUUCGGAUACCAGUUAACAAUGACAAAUCCGGCACAGGACGCUUUUCUCAACUUUUUGAACCAGACUCUUGGUGCUAGGUUUAAAGAUGGCCUUUCGGAUACCACUAUUGAGGUUGGAUUGGAAAUUGGGAACCUUCAAUGAAAAACUUGGGACUCAAAAUUGCCCGACCGUUGUUUCAAAUAUGAACUGUGAAAAUAUUUCAGAACAUCUGGAGUUUUGUGGUAGCUAUCAUGUUUCUUGGGGCGUUGGCUGGUUCAUUUUCGAUUCGAUUCAUAGCGGAGAAAAUUGGACGCAAACGCGGACUUUACAUUUCUAUUGGAGCCGGUGUGAUUUCCUGCUUGAUGGCUAUCGGUUCAAAAUAUGUUCGUUUUUUAAUUAAACUGUUCUGCUGAACUCAUUACGGUGGUGAAACAAGGCGUCUGAACUUUUACUUUUGUUUGUCUCUAUAUUUUUUUGAGUCAUGAGUGCAAAGAAAAUUCAAAAAAACUUUCAAAGCAUGGUUUUAUUUACCAAGUUUAUAAACUUUCUAGAAACGCCGUGUUUAAUAAAUAAAACUAAUAAAUCGAAAAAAGUACCUUUUAAGGUUUCCUUGUUUGAACUUUUCAUCGUUUCGAGGAUUUUGAUGGGAUGGUCCGUCAGUGUGAAUCUUGGGCUUUCGGCAAUUUUCCUCUCUGAAGCAAGGUUGGUUAAUCUUCAUUCUGAAACUUGAAAAAAAUUUAUGCGAAGGAAACUUUAUGAAGCAAAAAAAGAAGAGAAAAAAAGGAAAACAAAAAAACUCGAGGAAAAAAAGUUUCCGUUGGAGCGCAAAAGUCAGCUUUGUACAUUUUUUUAUUUUUUUAUAAAUUUAUUUUUUUAAAAUUCUUUAUGCUAUAGUUUUUCUUCUCUUUUGAUUACCUUUCCGACUUCACAAUUUUUUUAUACAAGUGGAAUGCACCACAGAAGCUUUGGUUUCGCUAAAAAAAUCUAUUAAAAGUUUCUCACUAAAUCUAUUUACUUCAUAUUUUCAGUCCAAAAGAAUGUCGAGGAGCGAUUGGCAUGGUUACAGGUACGAGUGUUCAAUUUGGGACAGUAUGUGGAUCAAUCGUAGCUAUGCCGCAACUUCUAGGAACAGACACACUUUGGUCAGUCUGUUUUUUCAAUUUAUUUUUUCAAUUUGAAAUUUUUCAGGCCUUUCAUUUACGCUGUGGAAAUUGUGAUCAUUGUUGUUUUCGCGGUAUCUCUUCCAUUUCUGCCUGAAUCGCCAGGGUUGGUUUUAAAAAACUUCCUUUUGUUCAUCAAUCUUUCCAGUCACGGAAAACCUAAAGCAGAAGAACAGCGAUUAGCAUUUAAUGCGAACUUUUAUCGUUUUCCUCACAACCUCAUGAGACAAUGCAAUGAUUACGGAACCUUUUGUAGGAAAAAGAAAGCCGAAAAUUGUUGAUAAGAGGUUAAGAGGCGAACUUGAAAAGACAAAGAAGUGUGAGUCCUCGGCUUGGCCAUGCCGGGACCCCAUCGGUAGUUUCGAUGUGGUCGAAUAG